This is a messenger RNA of Choloepus didactylus (southern two-toed sloth), 222 nucleotides long. RefSeq names its product small nuclear ribonucleoprotein G-like. Bases 1 to 222 code for a protein of 73 amino acids. Lineage: Eukaryota; Metazoa; Chordata; Mammalia; Pilosa; Megalonychidae. Gene Ontology annotation, cellular component: U5 snRNP; catalytic step 2 spliceosome; P granule. The record is from RefSeq and is a predicted model, not a curated record. Gene Ontology annotation, biological process: mRNA splicing, via spliceosome; spliceosomal snRNP assembly. Gene Ontology annotation, molecular function: RNA binding. The transcript has a single exon.
AUGAGCAAGGCUCAUCUGCCUGAGUUGAAAAAAUUUAUGGACAAGAAGUUAUCACUGAAAUUAAAUGGUGGCAGACAUGUCCAGGGAAUAUUGCAGGGAUUUGAUCCCUUUAUGAAUCUUGCGAUCCAUGAAUAUGUGGAGAUGGCAACUAGUGGGCAACAGAACAAUAUUGAAAUAGUGGUAAUACAAGGAAAUAGUAUCAUGUUAGAAGCCUUGGAAUGA